AUGCCUCACAUCCCGCUGACACCUCGAGAGGCACGCGGAGUUCAUUGCUUCAAAAGGCUCAAGACGUAUGCCAACUUCCCAGAAGCACCUCAGGAGGAGGAUUCUCUCAGCAAUAGGCUCAAGACCUAUGCCAACUUCCCAGAAGCACCUCAGGCGGAGGCUUCUCUCAGCAAUAGGCUCAAGACGUAUGCCAACUUCCCAGAAGCACCUCAGGAGGAGGCUUCUCUCAGCAAUAGGCUCAAGAAGUAUGCCAACUUCCCAGAAGCACCUCAGGAGGAGGCUUCUCUCAGCAAUAGGCUCAAGACGUAUGCCAACUUCCCAGAAGCACCUCAGGAGGAGGCUUCUCUCAGCAAUAGGCUCAAGACCUAUGCCAACUUCCCAGAAGCACCUCAGGAGGAGGCUUCUCUCAGCAAUAGGCUCAAGACCUAUGCCAACUUCCCAGAAGCACCUCAGGCGGAGGCUUCUCUCAGCAAUAGGCUCAAGACCUAUGCCAACUUCCCAGAAGCACCUCAGGCGGAGGCUUCUCUCAGCAAUAGGCUCAAGACGUAUGCCAACUUCCCAGAAGCACCUCAGGAGGAGGCUUCUCUCAGCAAUAGGCUCAAGACGUAUGCCAACUUCCCAGAAGCACCUCAGGAGGAGGAUUCUCUCAGCAAUAGGCUCAAGACCUAUGCCAACUUCCCAGAAGCACCUCAGGCGGAGGCUUCUCUCAGCAAUAGGCUCAAGAAGUAUGCCAACUUCCCAGAAGCACCUCAGGAGGAGGCUUCUCUCAGCAAUAGGCUCAAGACGUAUGCCAACUUCCCAGAAGCACCUCAGGAGGAGGCUUCUCUCAGCAAUAGGCUCAAGACGUAUGCCAACUCCCCAGAAGCACCUCAGGAGGAGGCUUCUCUCAGCAAUAGGCUCAAGACGUAUGCCAACUUCCCAGAAGCACCUCAGGAGGAGGCUUCUCUCAGCAAUAGGCUCAAGACGUAUGCCAACUUUCCAGAAGCACCUCAGGAGGAUGCUUCUCUCAGCAAUAGGCUCAAGACGUAUGCCAACUUCCCAGAAGCACCUCAGGAGGAGGCUUCUCUCAGCAAUAGGCUCAAGACGUAUGCCAACUUCCCAGAAGCACCUCAGGAGGAGGCUUCUCUCAGCAAUAGGCUCAAGACGUAUGCCAACUUCCCAGAAGCACCUCAGGAGGAGGCUUCUCUCAGCAAUAGGCUCAAGACGUAUGCCAACUUCCCAGAAGCACCUCAGGAGGAGGCUUCUCUCAGCAAUAGGCUCAAGACGUAUGCCAACUUCCCAGAAGCACCUCAGGAGGAGGCUUCUCUCAGCAAUAGGCUCAAGACGUAUGCCAACUUCCCAGAAGCACCUCAGGAGGAGGCUUCUCUCAGCAAUAGGCUCAAGACGUAUGCCAACUUCCCAGAAGCACCUCAGGAGGAGGCUUCUCUCAGCAAUAGGCUCAAGACGUAUGCCAACUUCCCAGAAGCACCUCAGGAGGAGGCUUCUCUCAGCAAUAGGCUCAAGACGUAUGCCAACUUCCCAGAAGCACCUCAGGAGGAGGCUUCUCUCAGCAAUAGGCUCAAGACGUAUGCCAACUUCCCAGAAGCACCUCAGGAGGAGGCUUCUCUCAGCAAUAGGCUCAAGACGUAUGCCAACUUCCCAGAAGCACCUCAGGAGGAGGCUUCUCUCAGCAAUAGGCUCAAGACGUAUGCCAACUUCCCAGAAGCACCUCAGGAGGAGGCUUCUCUCAGCAAUAGGCUCAAGACGUAUGCCAACUUCCCAGAAGCACCUCAGGAGGAGGCUUCUCUCAGCAAUAGGCUCAAGACGUAUGCCAACUUACCAGAAGCACCUCAGGAGGAGGCUUCUCUCAGCAAUAGGCUCAAGACGUAUGCCAACUUCCCAGAAGCACCUCAGGAGGAGGAUUCUCUCAGCAAUAGGCUCAAGAAGUAUGCCAACUUCCCAGAAGCACCUCAGGAGGAGGCUUCUCUCAGCAAUAGGCUCAAGACGUAUGCCAACUUCCCAGAAGCACCUCAGGAGGAGGCUUCUCUCAGCAAUACGCUCAAGACGUAUGCCAACUUCCCAGAAGCACCUCAGGAGGAGGCUUCUCUCAGCAAUAGGCUCAAGAAGUAUGCCAACUUCCCAGAAGCACCUCAGGAGGAGGCUUCUCUCAGCAAUAGGCUCAAGACGUAUGCCAACUUCCCAGAAGCACCUCAGGAGGAGGCUUCUCUCAGCAAUACGCUCAAGACGUAUGCCAACUUCCCAGAAGCACCUCAGGAGGAGGCUUCUCUCAGCAAUAGGCUCAAGACGUAUGCCAACUUCCCAGAAGCACCCCAGGACGAGGCUUCUCUCAGCAAUAGGCUCAAGACCUAUGCCAACUUCCCAGAAGCACCUCAGGCGGAGGCUUCUCUCAGCAAUAGGCUCAAGAAGUAUGCCAACUUCCCAGAAGCACCUCAGGAGGAGGCUUCUCUCAGCAAUAGGCUCAAGACGUAUGCCAACUUCCCAGAAGCACCUCAGGAGGAGGAUUCUCUCAGCAAUAGGCUCAAGACCUAUGCCAACUUCCCAGAAGCACCUCAGGCGGAGGCUUCUCUCAGCAAUAGGCUCAAGACGUAUGCCAACUUCCCAGAAGCACCUCAGGAGGAGGCUUCUCUCAGCAAUAGGCUCAAGACGUAUGCCAACUUCCCAGAAGCACCUCAGGAGGAGGAUUCUCUCAGCAAUAGGCUCAAGACGUAUGCCAACUUCCCAGAAGCACCUCAGGAGGAGGCUUCUCUCAGCAAUAGGCUCAAGACGUAUGCCAACUUCCCAGAAGCACCUCAGGAGGAGGAUUCUCUCAGCAAUAGGCUCAAGACGUAUGCCAACUUCCCAGAAGCACCUCAGGAGGAGGCUUCUCUCAGCAAUAGGCUCAAGACGUAUGCCAACUUCCCAGAAGCACCUCAGGAGGAGGCUUCUCUCAGCAAUAGGCUCAAGACCUAUGCCAACUUCCCAGAAGCACCUCAGGCGGAGGCUUCUCUCAGCAAUAGGCUCAAGACGUAUGCCAACUUCCCAGAAGCACCUCAGGAGGAGGAUUCUCUCAGCAAUAGGCUCAAGACGUAUGCCAACUUCCCAGAAGCACCUCAGGAGGAGGCUUCUCUCAGCAAUAGGCUCAAGACGUAUGCCAACUUCCCAGAAGCACCUCAGGAGGAGGCUUCUCUCAGCAAUAGGCUCAAGACGUAUGCCAACUUCCCAGAAGCACCUCAGGAGGAGGAUUCUCUCAGCAAUAGGCUCAAGACGUAUGCCAACUUCCCAGAAGCACCUCAGGAGGAGGCUUCUCUCAGCAAUAGGCUCAAGACGUAUGCCAACUUCCCAGAAGCACCUCAGGAGGAGGCUUCUCUCAGCAAUAGGCUCAAGACGUAUGCCAACUUCCCAGAAGCACCUCAGGAGGAGGCUUCUCUCAGCAAUAGGCUCAAGACCUAUGCCAACUUCCCAGAAGCACCUCAGGCGGAGGCUUCUCUCAGCAAUAGGCUCAAGACGUAUGCCAACUUCCCAGAAGCACCUCAGGAGGAGGCUUCUCUCAGCAAUAGGCUCAAGACGUAUGCCAACUUCCCAGAAGCACCUCAGGAGGAGGCUUCUCUCAGCAAUAGGCUCAAGACGUAUGCCAACUUCCCAGAAGCACCUCAGGAGGAGGCUUCUCUCAGCAAUAGGCUCAAGACGUAUGCCAACUUCCCAGAAGCACCUCAGGAGGAGGCUUCUCUCAGCAAUAGGCUCAAGACGUAUGCCAACUUCCCAGAAGCACCUCAGGAGGAGGCUUCUCUCAGCAAUAGGCUCAAGACGUAUGCCAACUUCCCAGAAGCACCUCAGGAGGAAACUUCUCUCAGCAAUAGGCUCAAGACGUAUGCCAACUUCCCAGAAGCACCUCAGGAGGAGGCUUCUCUCAGCAAUAGGCUCAAGACGUAUGCCAACUUCCCAGAAGCACCUCAGGAGGAGGCUUCUCUCAGCAAUAGGCUCAAGACGUAUGCCAACUUCCCAGAAGCACCUCAGGAGGAGGCUUCUCUCAGCAAUAGGCUCAAGACGUAUGCCAACUUCCCAGAAGCACCUCAGGAGGAGGCUUCUCUCAGCAAUAGGCUCAAGACGUAUGCCAACUUCCCAGAAGCACCUCAGGAGGAGGCUUCUCUCAGCAAUAGGCUCAAGACGUAUGCCAACUUCCCAGAAGCACCUCAGGAGGAGGCUUCUCUCAGCAAUAGGCUCAAGACGUAUGCCAACUUCCCAGAAGCACCUCAGGAGGAGGCUUCUCUCAGCAAUAGGCUCAAGACGUAUGCCAACUUCCCAGAAGCACCUCAGGAGGAGGCUUCUCUCAGCAAUAGGCUCAAGACGUAUGCCAACUUCCCAGAAGCACCUCAGGAGGAGGCUUCUCUCAGCAAUAGGCUCAAGACCUAUGCCACCUUCCCAGAAGCACCUCAGGAGGAGGCUUCUCUCAGCAAUAGGCUCAAGACCUAUACCAACUUCCCAGAAGCACCUCAGGAGGAGGCUUCUCUCAGCAAUAGGCUCAAGACGUAUGCCAACUUCCCAGAAGCACCUCAGGAGGAGGCUUCUCUCAGCAAUAGGCUCAAGACGUAUGCCAACUUCCCAGAAGCACCUCAGGAGGAGGCUUCUCUCAGCAAUAGGCUCAAGACGUAUGCCAACUUCACAGAAGCACCUCAGGAGGAGGCUUCUCUCAGCAAUAGGCUCAAGACCUAUGCUAACUUCCAAGAAGCACCUCAGGAGGAGGCUUCUCUCAGCAAUAGGCUCAAGACGUAUGCCAACUUCCCAGAAGCACCUCAGGAGGAGGCUUCUCUCAGCAAUAGGCUCAAGACGUAUGCCAACUUCCCAGAAGCACCUCAGGAGGAGGCUUCUCUCAGCAAUAGGCUCAAGACGUAUGCCAACUUCCCAGAAGCACCUCAGGAGGAGGCUUCUCUCAGCAAUAGGCUCAAGACGUAUGCCAACUUCCCAGAAGCACCUCAGGAGGAGGCUUCUCUCAGCAAUAGGCUCAAGACGUAUGCCAACUUCCCAGAAGCACCUCAGGAGGAGGCUUCUCUCAGCAAUAGGCUCAAGACGUAUGCCAACUUCCCAGAAGCACCUCAGGAGGAGGCUUCUCUCAGCAAUAGGCUCAAGACGUAUGCCAACUUCCCAGAAGCACCUCAGGAGGAGGCUUCUCUCAGCAAUAGGCUCAAGACGUAUGCCAACUUCCCAGAAGCACCUCAGGAGGAGGCUUCUCUCAGCAAUAGGCUCAAGACGUAUGCCAACUUCCCAGAAGCACCUCAGGAGGAGGCUUCUCUCAGCAAUAGGCUCAAGACGUAUGCCAACUUCCCAGAAGCACCUCAGGAAGAGGCUUCUCUCAGCAAUAGGCUCAAGACGUAUGCCAACUUCCCAGAAGCACCUCAGGAGGAGGCUUCUCUCAGCAAUAGGCUCAAGACGUAUGCCAACUUCCCAGAAGCACCUCAGGCGGAGGCUUCUCUCAGCAAUAGGCUCAAGACAUAUGCCAACUUCCCAGAAGCACCUCAGGAGGAGGCUUCUCUCAGCAAUAGGCUCAAGACGUAUGCCAACUUCCCAGAAGCACCUCAGGAGGAGGCUUCUCUCAGCAAUAGGCUCAAGACGUAUGCCAACUUCCCAGAAGCACCUCAGGCGGAGGCUUCUCUCAGCAAUAGGCUCAAGACGUAUGCCAACUUCCCAGAAGCACCUCAGGAGGAGGCUUCUCUCAGCAAUAGGCUCAAGACGUAUGCCAACUUCCCAGAAGCACCUCAGGCGGAGGCUUCUCUCAGCAAUAGGCUCAAGACGUAUGCCAACUUCCCAGAAGCACCUCAGGAGGAGGCUUCUCUCAGCAAUAGGCUCAAGACGUAUGCCAACUUCCCAGAAGCACCUCAGGAGGAGGCUUCUCUCAGCAAUAGGCUCAAGACGUAUGCCAACUUCCCAGAAGCACCUCAGGCGGAGGCUUCUCUCAGCAAUAGGUUCAAGACGUAUGCCAACUUCCCAGAAGCACCUCAGGAGGAGGCUUCUCUCAGCAAUAGGCUCAAGACGUAUGCCAACUUCCCAGAAGCACCUCAGGAGGAGGCUUCUCUCAGCAAUAGGCUCAAGACGUAUGCCAACUUCCCAGAAGCACCUCAGGAGGAGGCUUCUCUCAGCAAUAGGCUCAAGACGUAUGCCAACUUCCCAGAAGCACCUCAGGAGGAGGCUUCUCUCAGCAAUAGGCUCAAGACGUAUGCCAACUUCCCAGAAGCACCUCAGGAGGAGGCUUCUCUCAGCAAUAGGCUCAAGACGUAUGCCAACUUCCCAGAAGCACCUCAGGAAGAGGCUUCUCUCAGCAAUAGGCUCAAGACAUAUGCCAACUUCCCAGAAGCACCUCAGGAGGAGGCUUCUCUCAGCAAUAGGCUCAAGACGUAUGCCAACUUCCCAGAAGCACCUCAGGAGGAGGCUUCUCUCAGCAAUAGGCUCAAGACGUAUGCCAACUUCCCAGAAGCACCUCAGGCGGAGGCUUCUCUCAGCAAUAGGCUCAAGACAUAUGCCAACUUCCCAGAAGCACCUCAGGAGGAGGCUUCUCUCAGCAAUAGGCUCAAGACGUAUGCCAACUUCCCAGAAGCACCUCAGGAGGAGGCUUCUCUCAGCAAUAGGCUCAAGACGUAUGCCAACUUCCCAGAAGCACCUCAGGCGGAGGCUUCUCUCAGCAAUAGGCUCAAGACGUAUGCCAACUUCCCAGAAGCACCUCAGGAGGAGGCUUCUCUCAGCAAUAGGCUCAAGACGUAUGCCAACUUCCCAGAAGCACCUCAGGAGGAGGCUUCUCUCAGCAAUAGGCUCAAGACGUAUGCCAACUUCCCAGAAGCACCUCAGGCGGAGGCUUCUCUCAGCAAUAGGCUCAAGACAUAUGCCAACUUCCCAGAAGCACCUCAGGAGGAGGCUUCUCUCAGCAAUAGGCUCAAGACGUAUGCCAACUUCCCAGAAGCACCUCAGGAGGAGGCUUCUCUCAGCAAUAGGCUCAAGACGUAUGCCAACUUCCCAGAAGCACCUCAGGCGGAGGCUUCUCUCAGCAAUAGGCUCAAGACAUAUGCCAACUUCCCAGAAGCACCUCAGGAGGAGGCUUCUCUCAGCAAUAGGCUCAAGACGUAUGCCAACUUCCCAGAAGCACCUCAGGCGGAGGCUUCUCUCAGCAAUAGGCUCAAGACGUAUGCCAACUUCCCAGAAGCACCUCAGGAGGAGGCUUCUCUCAGCAAUAGGCUCAAGACGUAUGCCAACUUCCCAGAAGCACCUCAGGAGGAGGCUUCUCUCAGCAAUAGGCUCAAGACGUAUGCCAACUUCCCAGAAGCACCUCAGGCGGAGGCUUCUCUCAGCAAUAGGCUCAAGACGUAUGCCAACUUCCCAGAAGCACCUCAGGAGGAGGCUUCUCUCAGCAAUAGGUUCAAGACGUAUGCCAACUUCCCAGAAGCACCUCAGGAGGAGGCUUCUCUCAGCAAUAGGCUCAAGGCGUAUGCCAACUUCCCAGAAGCACCUCAGGAGGAGGCUUCUCUCAGCAAUAGGCUCAAGACGUAUGCAAACUUCCCAGAAGCACCUCAAGAGGAGGCUUCUCUCAGCAAUAGGCUCAAGGCGUAUGCCAACUUCCCAGAAGCACCUCAGGAGGAGGCUUCUCUCAGCAAUAGGCUCAAGACGUAUGCCAACUUCCCAGAAGCACCUCAGGAGGAGGCUUCUCUCAGCAAUAGGCUCAAGACGUAUGCCAACUUCCCAGAAGCACCUCAGGAGGAGGCUUCUCUCAGCAAUAGGCUCAAGACGUAUGCCAACUUUCCAGAAGCACCUCAGGAGGAGGCUUCUCUCAGCAAUAGGCUCAAGACGUAUGCCAACUUUCCAGAAGCACCUCAGGAGGAUGCUUCUCUCAGCAAUAGGCUCAAGGCGUAUGCCAACUUCCCAGAAGCACCUCAGGCGGAGGCUUCUCUCAGCAAUAGGCUCAAGACGUAUGCCAACUUCCCAGAAGCACCUCCGGAGGAGGCUUCUCUCAGCAAUAGGCUCAAGACGUAUGCCAACUUCCCAGAAGCACCUCAAGAGGAGGCUUCUCUCAGUAAUAGGCUCAAGACGUAUGCCAACUUCCCGGAAGCACCUCAGGAGGACGCUUCUCUCAGCAAUAGGCUCAAGACGUAUGCCAACUUCCCAGAAGCACCUCAGGAGGAGGCUUCUCUCAGCAAUAGGCUCAAGACGUAUGCCAACUUCCCAGAAGCACCUCAGGAGGAGGCUUCUCUCAGCAAUAGGCUCAAGACGUAUGCCAACUUCCCAGAAGCACCUCAGGAGGAGGCUUCUCUCAGCAAUAGGCUCAAGACGUAUGCCAACUUCCCAGAAGCACCUCAGGAGGAGGCUUCUCUCAGCAAUAGGCUCAAGACGUAUGCCAACUUCCCAGAAGCACCUCAGGAGGAGGCUUCUCUCAGCAAUAGGCUCAAGACGUAUGCCAACUUCCCAGAAGCACCUCAGGAGGAGGCUUCUCUCAGCAAUAGGCUCAAGACGUAUGCCAACUUCCCAGAAGCACCUCAGGAGGAGGCUUCUCUCAGUAAUAGGCUCAAGACGUAUGCCAACUUCCCAGAAGCACCUCAGGAGGAGGCUUCUCUCAGCAAUAGGCUCAAGACGUAUGCCAACUUCCCAGAAGCACCUCAAGAGGAGGCUUCUCUCAGCAAUAGGCUCAAGACGUAUGCCAACUUCCCAGAAGCACCUCAGGAGGAGGCUUCUCUCAGCAAUAGGCUCAAGACGUAUGCCAACUUCCCAGAAGCACCUCAGGAGGAGGCUUCUCUCAGCAAUAGGCUCAAGACGUAUGCCAACUUCCCAGAAGCACCUCAGGAGGAGGCUUCUCUCAGCAAUAGGCUCAAGACGUAUGCCAACUUCCCAGAAGCACCUCAGGAGGAGGCUUCUCUCAGCAAUAGGCUCAAGACGUAUGCCAACUUCCCAGAAGCACCUCAGGAGGAGGCUUCUCUCAGCAAUAGGCUCAAGACGUAUGCCAACUUUCCAGAAGCACCUCAGGAGGAUGCUUCUCUCAGCAAUAGGCUCAAGACGUAUGCCAACUUCCCAGAAGCACCUCAGGAGGAGGCUUCUCUCAGCAAUAGGCUCAAGACGUAUGCCAACUUCCCAGAAGCACCUCAGGAGGAGGCUUCUCUCAGCAAUAGGCUCAAGACGUAUGCCAACUUUCCAGAAGCACCUCAGGAGGAUGCUUCUCUCAGCAAUAGGCUCAAGACGUAUGCCAACUUCCCAGAAGCACCUCAAGAGGAGGCUUCUCUCAGCAAUAGGCUCAAGACGUAUGCCAACUUCCCAGAAGCACCUCAGGAGGAGGCUUCUCUCAGCAAUAGGCUCAAGACGUAUGCCAACUUCCCAGAAGCACCUCAGGAGGAGGCUUCUCUCAGCAAUAGGCUCAAGACGUAUGCCAACUUCCCAGAAGCACCUCAGGAGGAGGCUUCUCUCAGCAAUAGGCUCAAGACGUAUGCCAACUUCCCAGAAGCACCUCAGGAGGAGGCUUCUCUCAGCAAUAGGCUCAAGACGUAUGCCAACUUCCCAGAAGCACCUCAGGAGGAGGCUUCUCUCAGCAAUAGGCUCAAGACGUAUGCCAACUUUCCAGAAGCACCUCAGGAGGAUGCUUCUCUCAGCAAUAGGCUCAAGACGUAUGCCAACUUUCCAGAAGCACCUCAGGAGGAUGCUUCUCUCAGCAAUAGGCUCAAGACGUAUGCCAACUUCCCAGAAGCACCUCAGGAGGAGGCUUCUCUCAGCAAUAGGCUCAAGACGUAUGCCAACUUCCCAGAAGCACCUCAGGAGGAGGCUUCUCUCAGCAAUAGGCUCAAGACGUAUGCCAACUUUCCAGAAGCACCUCAGGAGGAGGCUUCUCUCAGCAAUAGGCUCAAGACGUAUGCCAACUUUCCAGAAGCACCUCAGGAGGAUGCUUCUCUCAGCAAUAGGCUCAAGACGUAUGCCAACUUUCCAGAAGCACCUCAGGAGGAGGCUUCUCUCAGCAAUAGGCUCAAGACGUAUGCCAACUUUCCAGAAGCACCUCAGGAGGAUGCUUCUCUCAGCAAUAGGCUCAAGACGUAUGCCAACUUUCCAGAAGCACCUCAGGAGGAUGCUUCUCUCAGCAAUAGGCUCAAGACGUAUGCCAACUUUCCAGAAGCACCUCAGGAGGAGGUUUCUCUCAGCAAUAGGCUCAAGACGUAUGGCAACUUUCCAGAAGCACCUCAGGAGGAUGCUUCUCUCAGCAAUAGGCUCAAGACGUAUGCCAACUUUCCAGAAGCACCUCAGGAGGAUGCUUCUCUCAGCAAUAGGCUCAAGACGUAUGCCAACUUUCCAGAAGCACCUCAGGAGGAUGCUUCUCUCAGCAAUAGGCUCAAGACGUAUGCCAACUUUCCAGAAGCACCUCAGGAGGAGGUUUCUCUCAGCAAUAGGCUCAAGACGUAUGGCAACUUUCCAGAAGCACCUCAGGAGGAUGCUUCUCUCAGCAAUAGGCUCAAGACGUAUGCCAACUUUCCAGAAGCACCUCAGGAGGAUGCUUCUCUCAGCAAUAGGCUCAAGACGUAUGCCAACUUUCCAGAAGCACCUCAGGAGGAGGUUUCUCUCAGCAAUAGGCUCAAGACGUAUGCCAACUUUCCAGAAGCACCUCAGGAGGAUGCUUCUCUCAGCAAUAGGCUCAAGACGUAUGCCAACUUUCCAGAAGCACCUCAGGAGGAGGCUUCUCUCAGCAAUAGGCUCAAGACGUAUGCCAACUUUCCAGAAGCACCUCAGGAGGAUGCUUCUCUCAGCAAUAGGCUCAAGACGUAUGCCAACUUUCCAGAAGCACCUCAGGAGGAGGUUUCUCUCAGCAAUAGGCUCAAGACGUAUGCCAACUUUCCAGAAGCACCUCAGGAGGAUGCUUCUCUCAGCAAUAGGCUCAAGACGUAUGCCAACUUUCCAGAAGCACCUCAGGAGGAGGCUUCUCUCAGCAAUAGGCUCAAGACGUAUGCCAACUUUCCAGAAGCACCUCAGGAGGAGGCUUCUCUCAGCAAUAGGCUCAAGACGUAUGCCAACUUUCCAGAAGCACCUCAGGAGGAGGCUUCUCUCAGCAAUAGGCUCAAGACGUAUGCCAACUUUCCAGAAGCACCUCAGGAGGAGGCUUCUCUCAGCAAUAGGCUCAAGACGUAUGCCAACUUUCCAGAAGCACCUCAGGAGGAGGUUUCUCUCAGCAAUAGGCUCAAGACGUAUGCCAACUUCCCAGAAGCACCUCAGGAGGAGGUUUCUCUCAGCAAUAGGCUCAAGACGUAUGCCAACUUUCCAGAAGCACCUCAGGAGGAUGCUUCUCUCAGCAAUAGGCUCAAGACGUAUGCCAACUUUCCAGAAGCACCUCAGGAGGAGGUUUCUCUCAGCAAUAGGCUCAAGACGUAUGCCAACUUUCCAGAAGCACCUCAGGAGGAGGCUUCUCUCAGCAAUAGGCUCAAGACGUAUGCCAACUUUCCAGAAGCACCUCAGGAGGAGGCUUCUCUCAGCAAUAGGCUCAAGACGUAUGCCAACUUUCCGGAAGCACCUCAGGAGGAUGCUUCUCUCAGCAAUAGGCUCAAGACGUAUGCCAACUUUCCAGAAGCACCUCAGGAGGAGGUUUCUCUCAGCAAUAGGCUCAAGACGUAUGCCAACUUCCCAGAAGCACCUCAGGAGGAGGUUUCUCUCAGCAAUAGGCUCAAGACGUAUGCCAACUUUCCAGAAGCACCUCAGGAGGAUGCUUCUCUCAGCAAUAGGCUCAAGACGUAUGCCAACUUUCCAGAAGCACCUCAGGAGGAGGUUUCUCUCAGCAAUAGGCUCAAGACGUAUGCCAACUUCCCAGAAGCACCUCAGGAGGAGGUUUCUCUCAGCAAUAGGCUCAAGACGUAUGCCAACUUUCCAGAAGCACCUCAGGAGGAUGCUUCUCUCAGCAAUAGGCUCAAGACGUAUGCCAACUUUCCAGAAGCACCUCAGGAGGAUGCUUCUCUCAGCAAUAGGCUCAAGACGUAUGCCAACUUUCCAGAAGCACCUCAGGAGGAGGCUUCUCUCAGCAAUAGGCUCAAGACGUAUGCCAACUUUCCAGAAGCACCUCAGGAGGAUGCUUCUCUCAGCAAUAGGCUCAAGACGUAUGCCAACUUUCCAGAAGCACCUCAGGAGGAGGCUUCUCUCAGCAAUAGGCUCAAGACGUAUGCCAACUUUCCAGAAGCACCUCAGGAGGAGGCUUCUCUCAGCAAUAGGCUCAAGACGUAUGCCAACUUUCCAGAAGCACCUCAGGAGGAGGCUUCUCUCAGCAAUAGGCUCAAGACGUAUGCCAACUUUCCAGAAGCACCUCAGGAGGAUGCUUCUCUCAGCAAAAGGCUCAAGACGUAUGCCAACUUUCCAGAAGCACCUCAGGAGGAUGCUUCUCUCAGCAAAAGGCUCAACUCGUAUGCCAACUUUCCAGAAGCACCUCAGGAGGAGGCUUCUCUCAGCAAUAGGCUCAAGACGUAUGCCAACUUUCCAGAAGCACCUCAGGAGGAGGCUUCUCUCAGCAAUAGGCUCAAGACGUAUACCAACUUUCCAGAAGCACCUCAGGAGGAGGCUUCUCUCAGCAAUAGGCUCAAGACGUAUGCCAACUUUCCAGAAGCACCUCAGGAGGAUGCUUCUCUCAGCAAUAGGCUCAAGACGUAUGCCAACUUUCCAGAAGCACCUCAGGAGGAGGUUUCUCUCAGCAAUAGGCUCAAGACGUAUGCCAACUUUCCAGAAGCACCUCAGGAGGAGGCUUCUCUCAGCAAUAGGCUCAAGACGUAUGCCAACUUUCCAGAAGCACCUCAGGAGGAGGUUUCUCUCAGCAAUAGGCUCAAGACGUAUGCCAACUUUCCAGAAGCACCUCAGGAGGAUGCUUCUCUCAGCAAUAGGCUCAAGACGUAUGCCAACUUUCCAGAAGCACCUCAGGAGGAGGCUUCUCUCAGCAAUAGGCUCAAGACGUAUGCCAACUUUCCAGAAGCACCUCAGGAGGAGGCUUCUCUCAGCAAUAGGCUCAAGUCGUAUGCCAACUUUCCAGAAGCACCUCAGGAGGAGGCUUCUCUCAGCAAUAGGCUCCAGACGUAUGCCAACUUUCCAGAAGCACCUCAGGAGGAGGCUUCUCUCAGCAAUAGGCUCAAGACGUAUGCCAACUUUCCAGAAGCACCUCAGGAGGAGGCUUCUCUCAGCAAUAGGCUCAAGACGUAUGCCAACUUUCCAGAAGCACCUCAGGAGGAGGCUUCUCUCAGCAAUAGGCUCAAGACGUAUGCCAACUUUCCAGAAGCACCUCAGGAGGAGGCUUCUCUCAGCAAUAGGCUCAAGACGUAUGCCAACUUUCCAGAAGCACCUCAGGAGGAGGCUUCUCUCAGCAAUAGGCUCAAGACGUAUGCCAACUUUCCAGAAGCCCCUCAGGAGGAGGCUUCUCUCAGCAAUAGGCUCAAGACGUAUGCCAACUUUCCAGAAGCACCUCAGGAGGAGGCUUCUCUCAGCAAUAGGCUCAAGACGUAUGCCAACUUUCCAGAAGCACCUCAGGAGGAGGCUUCUCUCAGCAAUAGGCUCAAGACGUAUGCCAACUUUCCAGAAGCACCUCAGGAGGAGGCUUCUCUCAGCAAUAGGCUCAAGACGUAUGCCAACUUUCCAGAAGCACCUCAGGAGGAGGCUUCUCUCAGCAAUAGGCUCAAGACGUAUGCCAACUUUCCAGAAGCACCUCAGGAGGAGGCUUCUCUCAGCAAUAGGCUCAAGACGUAUGCCAACUUUCCAGAAGCACCUCAGGAGGAGGCUUCUCUCAGCAAUAGGCUCAAGACGUAUGCCAACUUUCCAGAAGCACCUCAGGAGGAGGCUUCUCUCAACAAUAGGCUCAAGACGUAUGCCAACUUUCCAGAAGCACCUCAGGAGGAGGCUUCUCUCAGCAAUAGGCUCAAGACGAAUGCCAACUUUCCAGAAGCACCUCAGGAGGAGGCUUCUCUCAGCAAUAGGCUCAAGACGUAUGCCAACUUUCCAGAAGCACCUCAGGAGGAGGCUUCUCUCAGCAAUAGGCUCAAGACGUAUGCCAACUUUCCAGAAGCACCUCAAGAGGAGGCUUCUCUCAGCAAUAGGCUCAAGACGUAUGCCAACUUUCCAGAAGCACCUCAGGAGGAGGCUUCUCUCAGCAAUAGGCUCAAGUCGUAUGCCAACUUUCCAGAAGCACCUCAGGAGGAGGCUUCUCUCAGCAAUAGCCUCGAAGAGAUUCCUGAGGUGUCCCUCGUUACUAGACAGGAGUCCUGA
Molecule: messenger RNA, 14205 nt
Organism: Rangifer tarandus platyrhynchus (Svalbard reindeer)
Lineage: Eukaryota; Metazoa; Chordata; Mammalia; Artiodactyla; Cervidae
Source: the annotation of a GenBank genome assembly